Molecule: messenger RNA, 583 nt
Organism: Drosophila mauritiana
Lineage: Eukaryota; Metazoa; Arthropoda; Insecta; Diptera; Drosophilidae
Product: transmembrane protein 14 homolog
Exons: 2
Coding region: 65-403 (112 amino acids)
Biological process (GO): regulation of heme biosynthetic process
Cellular component (GO): mitochondrial membrane
Source: RefSeq, a predicted model, not a curated record
UACUAACACCUCCACUUCUCACCAAAACAAAGGUUACCCCGAAAUUUAAUCAAAAUAAGUCGAGAUGCCGGUGGAUUGGUUCGGAUAUGUGUACGCAGCCACAGUCGCCGCGGGAGGAAUCAUGGGAUUCGCCAAGGCGGGUUCCAUUCCCUCGCUGGGUGCUGGUCUGGCCUUCGGAGCCCUGCUCGGCUAUGGCGCCCACCUCAACUCCCAGGACACGCCUCGGCCCCUGCUCCAGCUGGGCACCUCCCUGUUCCUGGCCGGGCUGAUGGGCGCUCGCUGGAACCGAUCCGGAAAACUGAUGCCCGCCGGAAUGGUGUGCAUGCUAUCCGUGGCCGCCUUGGUCAAGAACCUGGCCACCUACAAUCGCUACCUAAUGCCCGCCGGCACAAAGGCCCCUUAGGCUGAUUCCCGGCCACAUGCUGGACUUGCCAGGAGAUUCCCUACCUUCAUUCUUCGUUCGUAUUGAAUAGGUUUUCUACUUUUCGGUGAUUGGACCUUUGGUAAUGCGCUGUGUCACUUUCUAAGAUAGUGAUUAGGAACUGUACUUGCUGCAAAUAUAUUUUAUCACCUAUGCUUUUAA